This is a messenger RNA of Cephus cinctus (wheat stem sawfly), 1191 nucleotides long. Its product is annotated as SAGA-associated factor 29. The transcript is spliced from 3 exons. The coding region runs from base 16 to 714 and encodes 232 amino acids. Lineage: Eukaryota; Metazoa; Arthropoda; Insecta; Hymenoptera; Cephidae. Gene Ontology annotation, cellular component: SAGA complex. The record is from RefSeq and is a predicted model, not a curated record.
CGCUACAAAAUUAGUAUGUUGUUUCAAUUUUUUUCUUGUUGUAAAACGCCCGUUGAAUCGCACUCUUGUGUCCGUAUUUUCCAUUGUUUCAAUUUUCGCAAAGUAACGUUCGGUCCACGUUCUCUCAGGUACAUCGACGAACUGACCCAAAGUGACCGGACUGAAGAAAUAUUGGCGGGCAGCUUGGCAGUACAGUGUUGCACGAUCGACGCGCCGCUCAACGGGUGCUAUUGUGCCCGUAUCCUUGGGCUAAACCUUCUAUGUGUAGCGGCCCAGAGGGUACAGUCUCAGAUGGGUGAUAUGGUAGCUGCACUUGUUAAGGGAUCGGAAGAAGAGGAAAAUUGGAUACUCGCUGAAGUGGUACAGUUUAAUCCUACAGCGAAUAAAUACGAAGUCGAUGAUAUUGACGAAGAGCAGAAAGAUCGACAUAUUCUUUCACGACGUCGUGUCGUACCAUUACCUUUAAUGCGAGCUAAUCCAGAGACCGAUUCACAUGCACUUUUUCCAAAAGGCUCUAUAGUAAUGGCACUUUAUCCACAAACAACAUGUUUCUAUAAAGCAGUUGUGAAUCAAUUACCAAAUUCAGCAAUGGAAGAGUAUGAGGUACUGUUUGAAGACGCAACGUAUGCUGAUGGAUAUUCACCACCAUUAAAUGUGGCGCAACGUUAUGUAAUUUCAAUUAAAGAAAGUAAAAAAAGUAAGAGCCAAUCCUAACAUACAUACUCAUAAUGCCAUUGCGAUUUAACAACCUACGUCGAAUAGAUAAUGGCAAUGUAAAAGAUUGCUGAAAAAGGAUAAUGUAUAGUGAUUUGUUCCAUUUAUUAAUAAAUAAUAAGUUUUUAAAAAAAUAUCAACAUUCAUGUUAUUCAAAUGGAUAUAUGCAAAUAAUACAUGCCUUCAAAACACGUUCGUGUAAAAAGCUUUGCCAAGUACAGCAUUACUGUGAAUUCACCUCAUUAAAAAAUUUCGUUAUAAUUCGAUAUACAAAAAUUUUUAUAUCUCACUAUGCCAAAUACAUAAGUCACUGGGUAUCUACUUAUUUUAUAUCAUCUAGCACUAGCUCAUUGUCUUUGUGGAAUUACCUGUGACGUGCAGAGCGUUAUUACACGCCUAGCGCAGUUAAUCUCCCGCGCUAUACGUGGAAGUUUUUUUUUAUUCUUGUUUAAGUAAAUUCUCGUCUUCCGUCCUAUA